Messenger RNA from Pocillopora verrucosa, 4475 nucleotides. RefSeq names its product protein Shroom2. Gene Ontology annotation, molecular function: actin filament binding. The record is from RefSeq and is a predicted model, not a curated record. Gene Ontology annotation, cellular component: apical plasma membrane; adherens junction; apical junction complex. Gene Ontology annotation, biological process: actin filament organization. Lineage: Eukaryota; Metazoa; Cnidaria; Anthozoa; Scleractinia; Pocilloporidae.
GAAAGGCUACUCUGUCGAAUUUGUAUGCAGAAUAAUUUGCAUAUACAUAUUUUUUCCCUGUUUGGGAGCUCUAUUUGGCAGAGGGAAAUAUGUACCUACUUCUACCACGUAUUUCCUGGAAUGCCAUGGCUUCUCACGCAAGGAGCUUUUCUUUGAUUCUUUAGCGCAAAAUGUACAGGUUCAAUCAACAUUCGAAGGGUUCAGGAGAGAUCUUUGACGUUGUUCUCUCUGGAGGUUCACCUUGGGGUUUUACAUUGCAAGGGGGCAGUGAAUUCAGAACGAAGCUUUGCGUCUUAAAGAUAACUCCUGGCAGCAAAGCAGAUCUUUCUCAGGCUAUUUUAGUAGGGGAUGAAAUUGUGGCAAUAAAUGGAAUUGAAUGCACAUCCAGAGCAGAAGCCAUUGAAUUAGUAAGGUGUUCAAGACAGAAGCUUAAAAUAGCUUUAAGAAGGGAGGGUGCUGGACCAAGCCCUGUUGCACAGUCUAAUGGUGGCAGUGUUAAGAAGAGUAGUGAUGUGGUCCCAAAUCUGUACAAAACGGCCAGUGAUUUUUAUUCCACCUUUAAUGUAGAUAGACAAAAAUUUGCUGAGAUAACUCAGAACAAGAAAUCUAGCAAUAUUUUUGAUUCAACUGAUAACCUUAGCGCUUCACAUGAAAACUUGUUAGAAAGCUAUCGCGGUGUGGACAAUCAAAGGAAUUUCGUCAAUUCACCCACCAUGGAGGAAACUGGUGACAGACUGUCAAGGUCAUCAACAGAAAUAGCUAAUGGAAGAACAAGUCCAGAAGUGGAUGGACUGAGACGAAUCAACUCAUUGAAUAGUGUAACUGGCAAAAGAUUCCCAAAUAGCACAGCCCUUCUUGGAGCAGCACAAUUCAACCGUCCCGGAAUGGAGAUUUAUGGAAGAACAUGGAGCUUAAGGCGUGGUAUCAGCCUUCCUGAGGGUCAGUGGCCUGUGAUGCAUCAUCAUCAGCGCAUGCACACCAGCCCUGGUCGCAUACAGAAGGUGACAGUAAAAAGCACCAACAUAAAGUCACCAGUGUCACCAAGAGAUUCUCCCACAGAUAAAGACACUGAAAAUCAACACCCAACGCGAAAGAACCCCGACGAUUGGGUUGGGCGGUGGCUGAUGGAUCAUCCAGGCUCCUUACAUCAUCAAUUUGGCGCGGGAAAUAGUGGCUCAGUAACACUGGAUUACAGGGACACACCGGACAGAAGGAUAAGUCUACAUGAAAGGACAUCUGCUAACAAGAGCCAGUCUCUUCCACGAAGCAAAAGUUUCGGGGGCCCUACUUCUUACGGAGUCACAGUCACAGCUACGGCGGUGAAGCGAAACGAACCCAGUCACCAAGCGAAUAACCAAAGAAUCUCACACCGCUCUGGUUCAUCGAACUUAAUGCGAGAAAAGCAACAGCGGUUGGGGCAUGUUAGUGACAUGCAUCCAAAGGAGAUGACUGCACGCCAAGCAGAAAUGUCGUGGAACUCUAUGGUGUACGCACAGCCAGGCGACAGUGUAGAAGUACGCUUACCAAGGGAUAUGAUAGGCCCCAAAAUGACUACCAGUGAGAGCACUUCGAGCCUCGACUCAAUUGGGACAAUGGAUUCCUCUGUGAGUGGUGCACGUAGACAGGGACCUGCUCCUCCCCCGCGACGCAGCGUGUCAAAGCUGCUGAGCUCAUUCAGGAGUAGCGGUCGACGUCGCGUCCCUGAUGAGGUACAGAUUCCUGAUGAGGUACAGAUUCCUCCGAGGUUCGGUGCAGUCUCACGAAUGUCUGAUGUUACCAGCGAUCAGCCGAAGCAUAGCGUGUCCAGGUCCUGGCCUACAGACAACGUGGAUAGCAAGCCUACCGGAAACGAGGCGUCAAGGCAGUCGUGGCAUGCUGAGCCAGCGGUCGCGUCCCACCAUGAUAGAAGGGAAGCGAAUUCCUCCAUUUCUUCUUCUUCCAGUGAUGCCACACCGGAAAGAAAAAUAUCCAAGACAUCCAGCAUGAGAUAUAGUACAUCAGUCGUCAUAAAAACCAUGCGUUCGUCAUCUUCUUCCUCUGUGGACGAGAAAGGCACUGAACCUACGGUGUACCGUUCCGUGCCGAUUGCACCGGAAGUUGAAAAAACCCAUUCGGACAAUCGGGCCCAAACUCUCCCGGCUAGGCAACGAUUUAGCGACGUGAACCCGCCGACGAAAAUGGCCAGUGAUUCAAGUCGAUGGCCGCUUCCAAAUGAGAGGGAAACGGCGGAAACGAAUAGAAUUGAAGACACACAAAUAUUGCAAAGACUUAUGAAGGAUAAUGCCAAGAGUUUGGAAACUUCACCAAGCGUCAAAUCAAGAAUCGCCAAUUUUGAAGGGGGGUGCAAGAAAUCAGCUGCGGGACCUCCAUCCCAAGAGCGACCUCGCGUCCAGCACCGUUCAUUCAGUCAAGGAAAACUCGAUCGUUCUCAGCAACCAUUGAAAGAAUCGAUCGCAAAUCAAUCUUCGUCCAUGGAAUCACUUCUCGAUACCAGGUCUCCUAGCAGACGUGAGUCUGCUUCUAAAUCACUAGACCAGGAAAAAUCACCGAUCCAAGGUGGCCGACAUCGACCGAAACAAUGGGAAACAGAUCAGGGCAGAUCGGAGCAGGAAUUUAAGAGAGCGUCUUGGAGCUCUUCCAACGCUCAAAACAACCGCGGUCCAAGGGAACCAAGACCUUACCAUGAAACCUCAUCUUCGCGUCAGGGACGACAGCAAACUCUGGAAGAACCAUCGAAACAAGUUGAAAUCGCCACACGAAAUGAAAACAGAGUGAAUUUAGCGACAGAGGGAGUUACUUCACAGAAUGAAAAGCCUUCUUUUAACUCAAAUAUUCCCGACUUAGACUUCAGUCGAAAGUCGGCCAAAGUAGAACCUCUACCUCCUUCAAAUGAAGACGAAAACAGCGUGUUCUGGGAUGCAGAUGAUUCUCUGCCGCCUCCGCCCCCGUUGGAACUGUUCGACCCACUAGAAACGUCACAAGACAGCUUGCCUUUGCCCUCCCCGCCACGGGAAGUUCUGGUCGAGUUUCCGCCUUCGGUUGGUGACUAUGAAUCGCGACGGGAUCGAAUUGAACAGAAGGAGACGUUUGAGCGAAACGGUGUGGAUAGUAGCGAUGUGAUAAAACCUGUUGGAUCUGUCGUGGUGGAAUCAAGCGUGGAAAUUAACCACGAAACUCAAGUGGAACUAAAUGGACCGGGGAAGCUGGAAUCUAGUGGAUUGUCUAGUACAGCGCUGGAAUUCUCCGGAAGUACUGAUUUGUCAUCAAAAGAUGCAUCUGUUACAGAGAGCAGGAGUUAUAUCUCUCCAAGAGCUCCUCCACCGGCUCCACUUGUAUUAACGUCAACCCCUACCAAAUUAGAGGGGUCUAACGAAAAGGGCACCUGUUUAGAUGUCUCUAACAGCCCUCACAGUUUAAGUUCUAGUACGUCCACUCCAUCCGGAAGCCGCCCUAACAGCAUGUUGAGCCCAAAACUGGUAGAAUUGGACAAAGAGAAGGCUGAUCUUGUGGAAAGCAUGAAGCAGAAAAUAGUGGACUUGAGAUCACAGAUGGACGAAAUUAAAGAUGAAAUCGAUGGCAAUGAGGAGCUGGGACAAAGAGUCACAAAGGUCGUGGAAGGAAAGACGAGUGAUAGCGAGUUUUCUAAGUAUCAGCGUUUUACAGGCGAGCUGAACAAGAUUAUAGGACUGUUACUGAUACUCACGCAGAGAAUGCACAGAUAUGAAAUGAUGCUCCAUGAUUUGGACAUGUCUGAAGAAGCCGACCGACAACAAAGAGAUAUCUUACUCGAUAAAAUCGACAAAGUCACUCUGCAACACGAGGAAGCGUGUAAAAUCAAGGAAGUGAACGAUAAGCGCGGAGAGGUAGUGUCGAAGAUUUUAGAAAAUUGCCUGGAAGAGGAGGAAUAUGCAGAUUUUCAGUACUACAUAGACAUGAAAACGCAGCUCGCUCUUAUGCACGCGGAAAUUCGUGACAAGGUCAAAAUGGGAGAGGAAAGGUUAAACACUUUGAAUUCGACAAAGAUUGACUGGAGCAUUCUUAGUUUGACGUGAGUGUCGCCGAAGCUCCACCUACUGUUGUUGACCGAAGAGUUCCGAAGAUUCAUCGACAAAUGUCGACCAAAAAUUGACCAAACAGAGCCACCUGAUGCAGCAGGAAUUAUCGUAUGGGUUCUGAAAGCAGUGGUCGUAAGAACAAGUGUAAAAAUAAGACUUUUUUGUUAAGUUUUAUUUAAGGGAGGUGCCGUUAUCACAGACAUUUUGAUGUACUUUUUUUUUCUUUUUGGCGUGAUCCACCUUAAACUUAAUUGAACCAAGUCCACGGUCUGAAGUUUAAAUGUUUUUGGAACUAAAGGUAAAAUGUUCUGAGCACUCUGACCAGAGACAUUUUUAAGCUGUCGGAAAGAGCACGGAAAGCGUGCUAGUGGGUUCGAAAACCCAUGGCGAAGUUCGUUGUAUCAUCUUGCAAUAAUCACA